AUGUCAUACAAUUAAUAGAGACAAUAAUAAGCAUAAAAAUUAGAGAAUUCAAGAACUUUGCUUUAAUUUACCAAUGCAGUAAUUGUAAAAUGGAGAAUAAUUAUAUUAGGAAUUACAAAAUGAAAUUAAAGUUUAUUACGGAAUGUUGGAAAGAAAUGAAGAAAUCAGUUCUGAUAAAUAUAAAUAAACAACUUUUAAAUUUUUAAAAUUUGAAAAGGAAAUGAAUAUAUAAAUAGAAGAGAUUGUUUCUAAAAUAAUUAGCUAGAAAGCAAGAAAAUGA
Molecule: messenger RNA, 280 nt
Organism: Paramecium sonneborni
Lineage: Eukaryota; Ciliophora; Oligohymenophorea; Peniculida; Parameciidae
Source: the annotation of a GenBank genome assembly